Messenger RNA from Aspergillus oryzae RIB40, 987 nucleotides. RefSeq names its product alpha/beta fold hydrolase. The record is from RefSeq and is a predicted model, not a curated record. Lineage: Eukaryota; Fungi; Ascomycota; Eurotiomycetes; Eurotiales; Aspergillaceae. Gene Ontology annotation, molecular function: hydrolase activity. The coding region runs from base 1 to 987 and encodes 328 amino acids. The transcript is spliced from 7 exons.
AUGAUCGUUGAUAAGAUCCAUGUAACCGGCGAUCUCCGAGUCGAGCGCCGUUUCGCUGCUAUCAACGGCAAGACAUAUGGUUAUCUCUACAGUGCGCCCGAUACAGGCCUUCAUGGCUUCCCGGACCUGUCAAUGGGAUGGCGGUAUCAGAUUCCCAUGCUGACGGAUAUGGGUCUGAGGGUCAUUGCGCCAGACUGCCUAGGAUACGGGAGGACGGACGCCCCAGAAGAUCCACAUCAUUAUUCUCACAAAAGUUGCGCCAAUGACAUCAAAGAACUCGCGUUCCAGCUUGGUAUUCCGAAGAUCAUUGUCGCCGGACAUGAUUGGGGCGCCGCUCUCGCAUACCGUGUAGCCCUCUGGCACCCAGAACUAGUAACACACAUCAUCACCGUCUGUGUACCAUACGCCGCGCCAACGAGGCGAUACUUUCCCCUCAAAGACAUGGUAGAAAAAAUAACGCCUCAUUUCUAUUACCAACUACAGUUCAUCAGUGGAGAGCUGAAUAAAUACGUUGAAACCAAAGAAGAUAUCAAAAGAUUCCUCUCCGCAAUGUACGGCGGGCGGACCCCUGAAAACGAAAUGGCGUUUGAUGCAGAAUUGGGCAUUCUGCCCGAUAAGUUGGCGCGUGUACUUCCCUCGGAGUUGUUAAGCGAGGAAGAACUCGAAUACUAUGCGGAGGAGUUCUCGAGGAACGGUUUCCAUGGUCCAUUUAAUUGGUAUCGAACCCGGGAAAUCAAUUACAAAGAGGAAGUUGCCAUCCUUAACAAACGUAUCACUGCUCCCGUGCUAUUUAUCCAAGCUCUCCGCGAUACGGCUCUUCCGGCACAUCUCGGUAGGGGAAUGACCAAGACUAUUCCCCAUAUGACCUUCAAGCAGAUCAAUACCUCUCAUUGGGCGCUAUGGGAGAAGCCAGAAGAGGUCAAUGAGAUAAUUGCGUGGUGGUUAGAUGAGGUUGUAUUCCGUGACCCGAGGAUGUUUAAGUUGUGA